Molecule: messenger RNA, 1353 nt
Organism: Puccinia graminis f. sp. tritici CRL 75-36-700-3
Lineage: Eukaryota; Fungi; Basidiomycota; Pucciniomycetes; Pucciniales; Pucciniaceae
Exons: 1
Coding region: 1-1353 (450 amino acids)
Source: RefSeq, a predicted model, not a curated record
AUGGAUAUCCCACUGGCAUCGGCUCAAGAUGAAUCGACCGAACCAAAACGACGUCGAACGAAACCUGAGAUGAUUAUCCAUCGAGCAGAACUAGCUAAGAAGAAAGAGGCAUUGGAAGCAGCCAAAUUACUUAAGAAGAAGCCUCAUCCAAAAGCCGUAAAGACUGCCGCUGGAACCUCUGGAUCGAAGUCAACUAAGCCAACUGGGGCUGCGGAUAACAAUCCUCAGUUCAUCGCCUCUGACUUUGAACUCAUAUGUACUUAUCUUGAAGAUCCGCAUCACUACACAGAGAUCUACGGAAACGGACCUCGAACAGGGGUGGGACAGCAAGUCAUGACGAAAUCAGCAGCUUACGACCGAUUUGCAAUAUUUAUGAAUGAUAAAACUCACAAGCGACUGCAUUUGGACGGCAAGCUUCUUCGACAGCGUAUUGAGGCCUACAAGAAGAGGUUUGUAGCUGCCAAGAGAUGGGCCGACAACACCGGUGCGGGGAUUGAAGAGGGGGAGGAUAUCGUUUCGAUUGACGUACUCCUAGAAGGGAAAUGCCCUUGCUACGAACGAAUGUCAGCCCUCUUCGGUGAGAAGCCUAAUGUCACCCCUGCGGCCCAGUACGAGUCCCAACAAGGAAUGUCGCUUUACAAUCGGCCGGUUGAUAACGACAAUCCAGACAAUCCGAGCAAUCCUGAAAUGUUUUACCCCGGCUGGGAACCAACACAGGAGGUACUGGACCAGACGACCCAUGUGAACGAAUCACCCGAUCUGGCAACCUCUGGGCAAGCAAAUCAGACCUCUGGAGUGGAUCAGUCCAACGACAAUCCAGACUUGCCUGAUAGCCUCUUGGACGCUCCACCAAGUCACCAACCUACUCCUCCUCUCGAUUCAGCCCCCGUUUCUGCGAUGCCCUCGACGUCGGCCACCCCAGGUCAUCAGCUUGGCUCGUCUCAGCCCCGCCGUACGAUGGCGUCUAUGCUUGCCGACCUCCGAGCGAACAUUUCAAGGGAGGAAGAAGAUGAAGUUGACGAUGCUGAACCGUCGGGUUCAGCUGCGCCUCGUGGACGAUUCGUCAAUCAAGUUGAUCGAUCGAUCCCUGCCCCGAGGAGGGAAACAAACAAUCCCAAGGGCAAAUCAACAGUCGCUGCUGCCUUUGGAUCAUCGUCUGACAAGAAGUUUGCUUACCUUGAUAAGCACAUGGAGAUGGAGAAAGAGAAGUUUGAGUGGGAAAAAUCUAAGUACAAAAGCGAGCAAGGUGACAUAACCACCCGAGAAAAUGCUAAGAUGCGCGCGGCCGAAAAAUGGAUUAGCCAGGGGAAGAGUCCUUCAGACAUUGAGAUCCUCAUGAGAACUGUCUUCUAA